CAUCCAGGUAUCGAUCUCCAGGAUGUCUAUGAUUACAAUGAGUACUGGGAGAUGACCCGUCAGCUGUACGCUCCGUUUGACUGCACCGCCACCAUGAAGUCGGGGAACGCCGACGUGUAUGAGAAUGAGAUUCCUGGGGGACAAUACACCAAUCUCCACUUCCAGGCCCACAGCAUGGGCCUGGGCAACAAGUUCAAAGCCGUCAAGAAGGCCUACACUGAAGCCAACAAGCUCCUCGGAGAUCUGAUCAAGGUGACGCCCUCGUCGAAGAUCGUGGGGGACCUGGCGCAGUUCAUGGUGCAGAACAACCUGACGGCAGAGGACGUGGAGCAGGACGCCGAGGAGCUCUCCUUUCCCCAGUCGCUGGUGGAGUUCCUGCAGGGAUACAUCGGCAUUCCGCACGGAGGCUUCCCCGAGCCGUUCCGCAGCAAGGUACCUCGCCGUUCCGGGAGCCUGCUCCACCCAGCCCACCCCCAACCUCCCCACCCUUCCAAUUUCCCUCCCUCCCCACCUCCCAAUCCACAGCGACAGCCGCAGGGAGGGAGUCGCAGGAUCUUGACCUGGGCCACACUGAAGGGACGGGGGGAGUGGCUGAUCGGGUCACACGGCAUGGAAACAAGCCCUUCGGCCCAACAGGCCUGUGCCUACCAGAGUAAACUGGGCCAGCAUUUGGCCCAUGUUCUCUCUCAAGCGUUCACAUACCCCAUCCAGAUGCCUUUUAAUUGUACCCACCUCCUCUACCUCCCCCGGCA
Messenger RNA from Chiloscyllium plagiosum (whitespotted bambooshark), 752 nucleotides. NCBI's taxonomy places the organism in Eukaryota, Metazoa, Chordata, Chondrichthyes, Orectolobiformes, Hemiscylliidae. The record is from RefSeq and is a predicted model, not a curated record.